This is a messenger RNA of Sitodiplosis mosellana (orange wheat blossom midge), 2449 nucleotides long. RefSeq names its product regucalcin-like. The transcript is spliced from 7 exons. Gene Ontology annotation, molecular function: enzyme regulator activity; calcium ion binding; gluconolactonase activity. Lineage: Eukaryota; Metazoa; Arthropoda; Insecta; Diptera; Cecidomyiidae. The record is from RefSeq and is a predicted model, not a curated record. Gene Ontology annotation, biological process: L-ascorbic acid biosynthetic process. The coding region runs from base 1415 to 2347 and encodes 310 amino acids.
UUUCGUCUACUGUCUGCAAUGCUCAAAGUUUGGCAAUUCUUACAAUAGCAUCAAUAUUGUCUACAAUCGAAACAGAAAUUGACUGAAUUGAAUUCGAAAUUGAGGUGUUAUCAGAGAACAGUGAUAUGAAUUUGGUUGAAAUGUAACCGUGACAUUCAAAAUGAAUUAACUUGACUUGGACAACGUGUUCAAAUCCAUUGGUUGGUUCAUUAUCUUUGUUCAAUGUCGCUGCACAACGCUAAAUGCAUAAGCAACACAUUGUGUGCAUACAGUUCAUAUUAAAAUCCAAGACGGAAACUUGCCGAACAACGAUAAAAAUGCAAAUCUAGAAAAACCGGCACAUGGCCGUAGUUUUCAAAGAAAGGAAAGAAACAAAACCAACAUUCGGUCGUUAUGGAAUUAAUACAAACGAAUUGGAAAUGAUGUGGGAGUCACAGUACCGUAAAAUGAAUGAUAAGAUGUUGAUAUGUUCGCUAUUUUACAUUCGCGUGGCGAUUAGAAAGUCGGUCAGUCAGGCCAAAGACAGCUGAUAUCGAUUGCAAUAUCAGAGGAAAUUUUAACUUGAGUCUUGUUUAUCCCAACAGAAUGUGCAAAAAAAAAAUGCCAGCGGAAAUUCCUACCGGAACAAAAAUCGUAAUUGUGCGCUUUAAUUCGCGUAACAAUUGUAUCGAAAAUUGCGAACGAACACAGGGUCAUUCGAAACCGACAAAAUACACACACACACACACACACAGCUCUAUAUUCGACAUGAACCAAAUGCGAUUUCAUAAGCGAAAAUAUUUUGAUUGGCAAAUUGAACAGCGAACGAUUUAUGACAUCACCACCGCCGCCGCGGCUUCGGUCACGUAAACAUGCGACGCGAUUGAGACGAAACGAAGAAAAACACAAACAAAAGCAUUACAUGCGACUUUACAAUAGCAGACGGAUCUAUUUAAUUUACAGAGAUCAUCGACUGUGAAUCGAUGGUCGUGCUCUUAUGGAUCCCUCUCCGCUCCUCUUUCAAACAAUCUGAGCUAGUCUGCAGUUUGCAGCGCAUACAUUCGAACUGUGUGUAUAUUUGACUAUUUGAGUGGUAUUUUUUUUGUCGUCGCGUAAUCAUAUCACUGUUUUUAUCUUCCUAUCUCAGUAUUCGUAUAUCUUUAUCGACGAGCUAUUGCACACAUAACUAUGUUCGGCCCACAGAUGGUAACAAACGUAUAAAUAAAGUGCUCGACAAUUUGAGUGUUUUGUACACUUAGCGUUCCGCUCAAAACAUUUCAUUUCAUUACCGGCUGUCCGACAAUUCACAAGUGCAGAGAGAAGUGUAGGUCUGAUCGUGUUUUGUUUUUUUGCCUUCAAUUUUGACUAACUGUACGGCGUACGUGCGUGUGUGUGUGUGUUUGUGCGCAAUUUUCAAAUCGAAAACGAGUUAAAAAUGUCAUUCAAAGUAGAACCAGUAUCGUCGCCAAAAUCGGUUCUCGGUGAAGGCCCGCAUUGGGAUGAAGGCACCCAAAGUCUCUACUACACUGAUAUUUACGGCAAAGAAGCAUCAAUUUUACGCUACGAUUACAACGAAAACAAAGUGUAUUCAGCAACAAUUGACGGUGAACCGGUCGUGUCAUUUAUCAUACCUGUAGCCAAUCAGACCGAUCAAUAUGCCAUUGGUAUCGGACGACGUGUGGGAAUCGUACAAUGGGAUGGUGUCUCACCAAAGGCGAAACUUGGUCCAAUUUGUUUUGACGUUGAAAGCGACAAACUAAGCAAUCGUUUCAACGACGCCAAAGCUGACCCGGUUGGACGGUUCUACGGAGGUACGAUGCGCCUAGAAGAAUUGGGUGAUCUGUUCGAAGUUGCAGGCGGAACAUUCUAUCGGUACAUUAAGGGAGAAGGUGUCAAAGACUUGUUACAUAACGUUCACUGUUCAAACGGUUUGGCGUGGAAUGAAAAGGAGAAGAAAUUCUACUUUAUUGACUCUAUCAAAUUCGACGUUAAAGAAUUCGAUUACGAUCCGAAGAAUGGAAACAUCUCCAACGAGAAAGUGGUCAUUGACUUGAGUUCGAAUGGAAAAAAUCCAGGGUUCGUCCCAGACGGUAUGACAAUUGACGCCGAAGGCAAUUUAUAUGUUGCAACCUGGGGUGGUUCAAAAAUAAUUAAAGUUGAUCCGAAAAAAGGCAAAGUUCUAUUGGAGAUUCCUUUUCCGGCAAAACAAGUCACAAGCGCUGCCUUCGGUGGGCCAGAUAUGGAUAUUUUGUACGUAACAACCGCUGCUACCGAUCGUGAUGGUGAGCAGCCACCAUUAGCUGGCCACUUGUUCAAAGUCACAGGACUGGGUGUAAAAGGUCUGCCAGGAGUUAAAGUUCGCGUAUAAAUAUCAUGUUAACAUUAAUCCAAUAAAUUGUACACUUCAUGAUAUCUGAUAAGCCAAAGGAAGGCAUGUUUAAAUGUUCAAUAAAAAGCGUUAUCACCAAAA